This is a messenger RNA of Gadus morhua (Atlantic cod), 6979 nucleotides long. RefSeq names its product pyruvate carboxylase, mitochondrial. Gene Ontology annotation, molecular function: ATP binding; metal ion binding; pyruvate carboxylase activity. The transcript is spliced from 27 exons. The record is from RefSeq and is a predicted model, not a curated record. Lineage: Eukaryota; Metazoa; Chordata; Actinopteri; Gadiformes; Gadidae. The coding region runs from base 433 to 3978 and encodes 1181 amino acids. Gene Ontology annotation, biological process: gluconeogenesis; pyruvate metabolic process. Gene Ontology annotation, cellular component: cytoplasm.
AUUACGCGACUCAAGAGGCAGGCGCAGUUGCAGACUUGUCCAUAUCCGCCGAACGCUGACGGACGGUGUCAGUCGUGUUAGCUUCCUCCGGUAGAUAGUUAGCAACUAGCCUAACUAGCCUCAGAGUUUAACAGCUGUUGUACGCUUCCGCACGAACGUUUGAACGCGAAGCUCGCGCGCUGUCUCGUCUUGCAAUCACUCGUCCAUCCCGGACGCACGCGCCGCGUAUCCGUGUGUUUGAUCGCCUCCCCUUCCCCUUCCUUUCCAGAAGUGUGUGUGUGUGUGUGUGUGUGAGAGAGAGAGAGAGAGCGCACGCGUGUUUGUGUUGCUGUGUGUGGCGUUAGCAAGCUCUCUCCUUCUACUGUGACAGUCGAGUGUGUAUCCAGCACCAGUGGAUUGACAUUGUCCACAGUUGACCCUAAAAGCAUCAUCAUGCUGUGGAACGGUGCAGUUCGCGGCGGCCUUGGCCUCCUGGCCGUACGGAGGGCGUGUCUGUUCUCCCGGUCCGCCCACUCCGCCCCCAAGAGUGGCGAGUAUCGACCAAUCAAAAAGGUCAUGGUGGCCAACAGAGGGGAGAUUGCCAUCCGUGUGUUCAGAGCAUGCACAGAGCUGGGAAUUCGAACCGUGGCCGUUUACUCGGAGCAGGACACCGGCCAGAUGCACAGGCAGAAGGCAGAUGAAGCCUACCUGAUUGGAAAGGGUCUCCCUCCAGUCGCCGCCUACCUGGACAUCGCUGACAUCAUCAAAGUUGCCAAGGAAAACAACGUGGACGCCAUCCAUCCCGGCUACGGCUUCCUGUCGGAGCGGUCGGACUUCGCCCAGGCGUGUGCCGACGCGGGGGUGAUGUUCGUGGGGCCGUCCCCGGACACGGUGCGCAUGAUGGGGGACAAGGUGGAGGCGCGCUCCCUGGCCAUCCGUGCAGGUGUGCCGGUGGUCCCGGGUACUGACGCCCCCCUCACCUGUAUGCAGGACGCCAAGGCCUUCGCCCAGACCUACGGCUUCCCCAUCAUCUUCAAAGCAGCCUACGGAGGGGGGGGCCGCGGCAUGAGGGUGGUCCGAGAGUACGAGGAGCUGGAGGAGAACUACCAGAGGGCCUACUCUGAGGCGCUAGCCGCCUUCGGCAACGGCGCCCUGUUCGUGGAGAAGUUCAUCGAGAAGCCGCGGCACAUCGAAGUGCAGAUCCUCGGGGACAAGUUCGGUAAUGUCAUCCAUCUCUUCGAGAGAGACUGCUCCAUUCAGCGGCGACACCAAAAGGUGGUGGAGAUCGCACCGGCAUUCCAGCUGGACCCCCACCUCAGAGCCCGUCUCCACACUGACUCCGUCACUCUAGCCAAGCAGGUGGGCUACGAGAAUGCAGGAACAGUGGAGUUCCUGGUGGACAAGCACGGGAAACACUACUUCAUCGAGGUCAACUCCAGGCUCCAGGUGGAGCACACAGUCACAGAGGAAAUCACAGACGUGGACCUGGUGCACGCCCAGCUGAAGGUCUGCGAGGGCCAAAGCCUGCCCGACCUGGGCUUGAGCCAGGACAAGAUCAGGGUCAACGGCUGUGCCAUCCAGUGCAGGGUGACCACCGAGGACCCCGCCCGCGGCUUCCAGCCCGACACCGGCCGCAUCGAGGUGUUCCGCAGCGGCGAGGGCAUGGGCAUCCGGCUGGACAGCGCGUCGGCCUUCCCGGGCGCCAUCAUCUCCCCCCACUACGACUCUCUGCUGGUCAAGGUCAUCGCCAGCGGCAACGACCUGCAGGGCGCCGCCUCCAAGAUGAGCCGUGCCCUGGCCGAGUUCAGAGUCCGUGGCGUCAAGACCAACAUCCCCUUCCUGCAGAAUGUUCUCUCCAACACCCAGUUCCUCCACGCCACAGUGGACACCCAGUUCAUCGACGAGAACCAGGAGCUCUUCAACCUCAAGCCCACGCAGAACCGCGCCCAAAAGCUGCUGCACUACCUUGGUCAUGUGAUGGUGAACGGACCGACCACACCCCUUCCCGUGAAGGCCAAGCCCUCGGCCAUCGACCCCGUCAUCCCUCCCGUUUCCAUGGGUGACCCUCCGCUGGGCUUCCGGGACGUCCUGCUCCGGGACGGGCCGGAGGGCUUCGCAAAGGCAGUGCGGGCCCACAAGGGCCUGCUGCUCAUGGACACCACCUUCAGGGACGCCCACCAGUCGCUGCUGGCCACCCGGGUGCGAACCCACGACCUGAAGAAGAUCUCUCCGUUCGUCAGCCACAACUUUAACAACCUCUACAGCUUGGAGAACUGGGGAGGCGCCACCUUCGACGUGGCCAUGCGCUUCCUGUCCGAGUGUCCGUGGAAGCGUCUGCAGGAGAUGCGCGCCCUCAUCCCCAACGUGCCCUUCCAGAUGCUGCUGAGAGGGGCCAACGCCGUGGGCUACACCAACUACCCAGACAACGCCGUGUUCAAGUUCUGCGAGGUGGCCAAGGAGAACGGCAUGGACGUGUUCCGCGUGUUCGAUUCCCUCAACUACCUGCCCAACAUGCUGCUUGGCAUGGAGGCGGCGGGCGCGGCGGGCGGCGUGGUGGAGGCCGCCAUCUCGUACACGGGCGACGUCUCCGACCCCGCCCGCCAGAAGUACUCCCUGGACUACUACAUGAAGCUGGCCGACGAGCUGGUCCGCGCAGGCACCCACGUCCUCUGCAUCAAGGACAUGGCCGGUCUGCUGAAGCCGGAGUCCAGUAAGAUGCUGAUUGGUGCACUGAGAGACCGCUUCCCCGACGUGCCCAUCCACGUGCACACACACGACACCGCCGGCGCUGGAGUGGCCGCCAUGUUGGCGUGCGCCGAGGCCGGGGCCGAUGUGGUGGAUGUGGCGGUGGACUCCAUGGCCGGGAUGACCUCCCAGCCCAGCAUGGGGGCCAUGGUGGCCUGCGCCAAGGGAACCAAGCUGGACACCGGCAUCCCCCUUGAGAAGGUCUACGACUACAGUGAGUACUGGGAGGUGGCCAGGGGGCUGUACGCGCCCUUCGACUGCACCGCCACCAUGAAGUCCGGCAACGCCGACGUCUACGAGAACGAGAUCCCCGGCGGGCAGUACACCAACCUGCACUUCCAGGCCCACAGCAUGGGACUGGGCCACAAGUUCAAGCAGGUGAAGAAGUCCUACACCGAGGCCAACAAACUGCUGGGUGACCUCAUCAAGGUGACCCCCUCCUCCAAGAUCGUGGGCGACCUGGCCCAGUUCAUGGUGCAGAACAACCUGACCCGGGCGGAGGUGGAGGAGCAGGCGGACGAGCUGUCGCUGCCCCUGUCCGUGGUGGAGUUCCUGCAGGGGCACAUCGGCAUCCCCCACGGCGGCUUCCCCGAGCCCCUGAGGAGCAAGGUGAUCAAGUCCCUCCCCCGUAUCGAGGGCCGCCCCGGGGCCUCUCUGCCCCCCAUGGACUUCAAGGCCCUGGAAGAGGGUCUGCGCGUGGCACACGGCGAUGACAUCACACCCGAGGACGUGAUGUCCGCCGCCAUGUACCCCAAAGUGUUCCAGGAGUACAAAGAGUUCACCGCUAACUUCGGCCCAGUCGACUGCCUGAACACAAGGCUUUUCCUGGACGGACCAAAGAUCGCUGAGGAGUUUGAGGUGGAGCUGGAGCGGGGGAAGACCCUCCACAUCAAGGCCCUUGCCCUGGGAGACCUCAACAAGGCAGGCCAGAGGGAGGUGUUCUUUGAGCUCAACGGGCAGCUGCGCUCCGUCCUGGUGAAGGACACCGUGGCCAUGAAGGAGAUGAAGUUCCACCCCAAGGCCCAGAAGUCCAUCAAGGGCCAGGUGGGCGCGCCCAUGCCGGGCAAGGUCCUGGAGCUCAAAGUGGAAGUUGGCUCCAAGGUGGAGAAGGGCCAGCCCCUGUGCGUGCUGUCGGCGAUGAAGAUGGAGACGGUGGUCAACUCCCCCCUGGCCGGCACCGUCAAGGCCCUCCACGCCACGGUCGACUCCUCCCUGGAGGGUGACGACCUCAUUCUGGAGAUUGACGAGGAGUAGGACGACAGACGGCGACGGAGGAGGAGGAGGAGGAGGAGGAGGAGGUGGUGGAGGGGGGAGCAGAGUGUGGGUGUGUGCGGAGGCGGGGCCGGGUGACAUUUUGAUACCAGAGAGAGAGGCGGACGUGUGGACAGAGUGGAGGGUGAAACCGAGGGGGGAGGGGUGGAGAUGUAAAAAUCAGAUUUAGUUUGAGCUUGAGGCGGUUGGUGUGUGUAGAUGGGCUGAUGGAGUUGACGGCGAGCGCGUGGGGGAAAAGGGCAGGGCCGGUAGCAGGGGAGAGAACUCUUGACAUUCUGGAGUCUGUUCUUUAAAAGAGAGGAGAAACAAGGGGGAAAUAAAUACAGCCGAAGGUCUCUCCCAGCCAUCCCUGUUGUGUCGGAGACGGCAGAUGCGAGCGGUGGUGUGUUAACAUUAAUACCCCUUAAUGCCUUCCCCAGGACUUCUGCAUCGAUCUCAGCCCCCACAACGCCAUCCAAGUGCAAAUUAGACGACUUUAGUUUGAAGUCCAAUCCAAUCUGAAAUGUGCCGAUUAGUCCUCCUAGUAAGAUAAAUUAACUCUGCGUUACUUUUGUUUUCCUUUAGAGCCAGAUGUAAUUUCAACACUAAUUAAAACGCUACUUUCGCAACAUUCCAUGAUUUAGCCCUUUACGUUGUCCAACAAAUGUAUUUUUAACACUAACGCAAGACUAUAAAAUCGCUACGCUGUUACCUCGCUGUUUCCAUUCAUAUACCAAGAAUGGAAAUAUCUCUUGACCCAGCAAUUGAAGAAAACAGUGAAAGGCCAACAUGUUUUGAGGAGGACCAUUAGUCACUGUGGGGAGGGGCAACACAAGGAUUAGAAAGAACUAUUUUGCCUAGGGUUUGGGAAACCCAUGUUCACGUUAUGUUUCACUUUUUUGUCUUUAAAAUCAUCUCAUAGAUAUUAGUUAUUCAAUUCUUCUGCAAACAUGUACGGUUUUUCUUUUAAAAUUGUUGAAUUCACUGUCCUUAACUUAUCGUCAAAGGCUGCGAACACAUCGAGGGAGGGAGGGAGGGAGUUUGUAAUAUUUUCUCGAUUUCCACCAACUUCUAACGCGUUCAGAAACAUACCAUCGGAAGGAGUUAACGAUGGCUAGGGACUCGUCUGUCCACCAUCUGUCUCUGAGUCCCCUCGUCUGGGGUUCCCGUUAAAAGGUGUGGAACGUCUUCUUUGUUGAUUCCAGACUCAUAUUAAUUCCACCAGGACCGUAAACACACAAGAUAAAAUUGCAUUUUUAAACACGGUAGGCACCGUAAACGGGGGCAAUGAAAAGUCUGCGUUAAGAGAAAACGUUGAAGUUAGAAGCUCAAAGGAAGGACGGCCGUCCUUGUUUUGGUCCAACAGCUUUAUUGAACGGCUUUGAAAGGGAUUAACUGUGGCCUAAUGACGGCGUGUUGUGGGGCUGUGUUUGACUCAUUCUCUGACUAAUUUAUCAAUUAAUUCCAUCAAACGAUGGGAAAUCAGCCACACUAAUGAGCCCCGGGGGGCUGGGAUACGCCACCUGUGUAUGUGUCUGUGUGUGUGUGUGUGUGUGACUACAUCUUUGCUAACCCAAAACAGCAGAGGGAAUGUUAUCGUUUGUUUGACACACAAACUUCAUUAAAUUUACAACCCAGUCUGGUGGACGUAAAAUAUUCUCACACACACACACACACACACACACACACACACACACACACACACACACACACACACACACACACACACACACACACACACACACACACACACACACACACACACACACACACACACACACCAGUGUGCUCACAGGCGAAGAUAAAUGCAAGCGUCGGCUAAAAAAUAUUACGCACACAAGCACAAAAACAUCGACACUUUAAGUGUGGUAUAGUCACCAUGGAAACCAAGCACAAAAUGUACCUUGUUUUGACACUUUGUCGUUUGACAUUGAGCUCACGUCUCUCCUCGUUUAAACUGUUCGUGUGUGGUAUUCACGUUGCUGUGUUUAGGUUAUGCGAGUGUCUAAACCCAAACCAAAACUUGAGAUGGUGUGGCCAUUCAUUCAUUGUGCUGAGGAAUUUGGAGGACCCUUUUGAAGACUAAAAAACACUUGGCCCUUACUUACCACGGAGUGUGUGAUGGCUGGAAGGUGUUGGCCUAGCCUGGUGACCUUCUUAUAUUGAUGGUAAAAGCCAUUGAGUACUCCCACAAACAUAACCUUGUUAAAGAGAAGGCCUCCUCGCCGCCUACAGUUGUUCCCUCCUCUCACUGAAAAGCACCUGACGGUCGUUCUCUGAGACAUCGCUCCUCGCUUCCUCUCUCCUCCUCUCCCUCGCUGAAUCAUCUCCCCCCCCCCCCCACCCCCUUCUCUAUCAAACUCAUCCCUGCGCAUUUGCACAUUUCCUACUUAAACGCAAUAACGCAAAAGAUCUCCCACAUGGGAGCGUAAACUAAGGCUGCAGUGGCGCAUGAAGCAACUCGUGACAACGUACCACGAGCACGUAGUCGCUCGUGUAUCUUAAGAGUGGCGCUUAAAUGUUCGCUUUCUCACGGCCGCGAGGUUGUGAUGGGGACCUCUUGUUUUGUGUCUUUGUGCUUUGUGGAUGUGAAAAUAGGGCAGGAUAUGAAUAGAAGAUCUAUGGUUUUUGACUUUUUCUGUUUGUUUUUACAGUGAACCAACUGUUUAUUUACACUUGCUCUUUGGGUUUGUCAAAUGUCAACUCCGAAUUGGGGGGAACUGAGGUCCAUGAGGUUUUCCAAAGUGUUUUUUUCCAAGAUUUUUUGUUAAAUUACUUAGUCUUAACAUCUUAGACCAACUUCUGUUAUAGAAAAUACUAAUUUUGGUUGGUAGUUUACAUUAGUUUGACCUCGGGUCAGAUGUACAGUAUGAUUAGCUCUAGAUAGCAGGGCAAUGAAAAGGGAGAAUGAAAUUAUUACAGGGUGGAAUGAAAGUGCUAAAUGUUGUCUUAACUGAAUAUAAUCGUAAUCAAUAAAGUUCUAAUAAAGUUGACCCUUAUUGAA